AUGAUACCGAUACGUGAAAUAAAUCCAGCUGCCUCUUUGCCAGAGGCUUUCGGACAAAUGAAUCUGAAUUGGGCCAAGUAUGUGAUCUCGAUUGGCGCACUCUGCGGCAUGACUACCACACUGCUGGGCUCGUUGUUCGCCUUACCGCGCUGCAUGUAUGCGAUGGCUUCGGAUGGUUUGCUCUUCAGCUGCUUUGGACGCAUCAAUACAACAACGCAGGUGCCUGUGCUCAAUCUCGUGGUGGCUGGUUUGUUAAGCGCAUUGCUUGCGCUACUCUUCGAUUUGGAGAAGUUGGUGGAGUUUAUGUCGAUUGGCACGCUGUUGGCGUAUACUAUAGUCUCCGCAAGCGUUAUCAUACUGCGUUACCGACCGCUGGUCAGUCAGGAGCAUGCCAUUUAUGCGCCCGAUACACCUGAUGAGGACGAUGACGACGACAACACAUCGCAGUCGAGCAUCGACACGGCCUCACCUACUAGUGACCUCAUUGAAGGCGCACUUGCCGGCCGCCUGAAACCGCAAUAUCGUUGGCUCGAACCACUACUUGGACGCUUUGACCCCGGUUCGGCUGUAUCCGCCGCAGUCUUGCUCUUUUCAGUGCUCAGCUUUGCCAUUUGCUUUCAACUUGAAGUGUCUUGGCAUGAACUCUACACAGGCUCUUGGUGGGCGCUGAUACUGUACGGUUUUAUGAUUUUCAUAGCAUGCGCUUGUGUUGCUGUUAUAGCGGUACAUCAUCAAAAUACGCGCGGUCUGAACUUCAAAGUGCCGCUUGUACCCUUCGUGCCAGCUCUAAGCAUCUUCUGCAAUAUUGUACUGAUGGUACACUUGAGUGCGCUCACCUGGUUACGUUUCUUCAUUUGGGUCGCCCUCGGUAUGUUGAUCUAUUUCUUGUAUGGCAUACAUCACAGCAAAGAGGGUGAGGUUUGCUCUUCCUAUUCGAUGCUAAUGACCUCCACGGAAGCGGGCAAAUCAACUUGGGGUGCUACGGGUGCUGGUUUCACCAUUAGUCUGAGUGGCAGUGGUGGUGCUGGUGUCAUCAAGCGCACUGUGUUGCAACGUUUCAUAGGCAGGAAGAUGGAUGAUAAUAAACCGAUUGUGGAGGAGGACGUCAAUGAAGUGGACGAGGAGGGGCAGACAUAG
Molecule: messenger RNA, 1137 nt
Organism: Ceratitis capitata (Mediterranean fruit fly)
Lineage: Eukaryota; Metazoa; Arthropoda; Insecta; Diptera; Tephritidae
Product: cationic amino acid transporter 4-like
Exons: 1
Coding region: 1-1137 (378 amino acids)
Biological process (GO): amino acid transport
Cellular component (GO): plasma membrane
Molecular function (GO): amino acid transmembrane transporter activity
Source: RefSeq, a predicted model, not a curated record